Paramacrobiotus metropolitanus is the source of this 2197-nucleotide messenger RNA. RefSeq lists its product as uncharacterized. The transcript has 3 exons. NCBI's taxonomy places the organism in Eukaryota, Metazoa, Tardigrada, Eutardigrada, Parachela, Macrobiotidae. The record is from RefSeq and is a predicted model, not a curated record. Bases 622 to 1908 code for a protein of 428 amino acids.
GGCCUCAUCACUGUCGCUAACUGGGGUUAGGACUCGCGAGCGCAUCUCAGAAGCGACGGAACGAGGCGGUGGAGCCUUCUCCACGGGAGCGGAAGUUCCGCCCUUCUUCCCUUUGGCCUUCGGUUCAUCGAGACCGAGCUCCUUGGUGCAGGUGGGUACGUCCGGAAAAAGCAGCCAACUUGCGGUGCGGGCGCUUUUCUCCCGCUUGAGUUUGCGGCGAAUGAGUUCGAAAGCGUUGGGACGUCCUAUCGGGAUGUCUGGGAUUUCCGGAGCAUCCGGUUUGGGACUCUUGGCUUUCGCCUUACCUUUCUCAUCUUUUUUGCCCAUUGGCGUGCGUUGUUAGAGUAUCAAGGAACCAUGGAAACGUUACGUACGCAUUCGACAAUCGGCCCGACUAUAUGAUGUCGAUGCAAGUUCAACUAUUGUUUACAAUUCAAAAUGUUUCGAUUUCACAAAAAUGUCCCAAAACAAUAAGGGAACUUUUCAACUAAUUUUUUGAUUCGUAGUAUCAUGGGUAAUACCAUCUUCAGUCGUAUUUUCAUCUUUAUGAUGUGCGUGCGUGGAGAUUAAUGGCCAUGAUAUUUCUAUGGAAUCACGUUUUUCUGUGCAAACUGAAAGCCGAUGCCAUCUUCGAAAGAUAAUCAAAACAAUAUAAACCCUGUAGAUUCGACCGAUUCGGAAAGUCAGGCAAAACCAUAUCAGCCGAAAUCGCAGAAACCCAAACUUGGCGACCUCAAGCAUCGGUUCGCCAGCGUCCAGACCACUGACGAGACCGAUCCCAAAUUAAAGGUCAUCACUGCUAAGCCCCGCCAAGAGGACGGCGGCCGUGAGUGGCAUGAUCCAACCAUGUUUUCCGGUUACUUUCGCUCAUCGAACCGCGACGCAGCGUCCUCCACCUCCGCACCUGACGAGGACCGCUCUUCCAAAGAUCGGUCGUUGUCGCGCGCCGGCCGACGAUUGUCCCUGGUCACACCUGAAGUGCAAAAGCGGGCCAGUAUAACAAGAGACUCCUUGAGUAUUCCGCCACGUCGCGACAGCUUGACUCCACUGGCCUACUUUGCGCAGCAUGAGGCCGUUGAGCAGUACAUCGAGCCGGCGGCAGUGAUCAAUCCGGAUGCUCAGGACAGUGAUUCUCCGGAGCAGACGCUCCCGAUCUUGGCACCAAGGGAUUCUGCCGAGCACUUUCGGUUACCACGCAGCUCAGUGGCAGGUGGAAUAAAAAUUGAGAUUACUCCGCCCAGCGCGCUGAAAGAGGCUAAUAACGUCAUUUUGGAGACGGUGGUCAUGGAGGUCCCCAUUGACGAAUCCGCCCCAGUACCGUCGCUAGAGAACAGCCGAAUUUUUGUCGUACAGCAGUUGACAAAGUCUACCGCGGAUGUGCCCGAGAUUGCCAUUACCAGCAGCUCCGAGACCGCAGAGACGGCUUCUAGCGGUCCCACGGUGCCACGGCAGUCCGUUCAAGAGAUCAGCAGCUCUCAUACCAACUCGGUCCCCGACAUGCCAGCGCCGCCUGCCCGACGCCGUACCAAACUAAUCGCGGUUAACGUCCGACGACAGACCCUGUCGGCUGUUCCCCGCAUAUCCAAGACCGUCCGCUUUGCGCCAAGCCCUAUCCGGGAGACCGCAGUCACGGUGGCACCAGACACAGAGAUGGAGGACCGAAGUCCUCAUUUGUGGUCGGACGAGAAGGCCCAAACUUUUGGUGGCCCCGAGGAACUGGCCAUGGAACAAGACGAACCGCUGGUUCCGGGGUUAUUACGUUCGUCGGAUCUGUCUAACAAGGAGUUAAAUACAUUCCAAGGGAAGAUCAACAAUAAGUUGUUCCAAGAUGAACGAGACGCCCUGCACCACUUUCUGGACAGCCGUUUCCCGGAGUCCUCGCGAAAAGCGUUAGUGGCGCGUAGCUAAAGCAGCACCGCAUGGACGCGCUUGAAUAAUCACAGCAGCCCCCGGCCACCGGGAACGCCGCGGAAGAGCGCCAAGAAGCAGUACGCUUGCUGUUCUACCUGCGCCCUGUGUUAGACACUCCGUUUCUUUUGUGUGUUGACUGGAUCAUGAGAGCUUUUAAUUUUUGUGUUUCUAGGAAUCAUUUUGCAUGUAUAUAAUAUUAUAAUUAUUUUAUAUGACUUUGUUAGAAUUUUUUACUUCCGCUAUUUAUUGCGUUUCUGUUUUCACCUAACAUAAAACAACGUUUCCC